Molecule: messenger RNA, 4269 nt
Organism: Carassius auratus (goldfish)
Lineage: Eukaryota; Metazoa; Chordata; Actinopteri; Cypriniformes; Cyprinidae
Product: inactive ubiquitin carboxyl-terminal hydrolase 53-like
Exons: 18
Coding region: 614-3469 (951 amino acids)
Biological process (GO): sensory perception of sound; response to auditory stimulus; protein deubiquitination
Cellular component (GO): cell-cell junction
Molecular function (GO): cysteine-type deubiquitinase activity
Source: RefSeq, a predicted model, not a curated record
UUACACCUCAGCACCGAAACCAGCUGGAAACUCAGGUGCCCCGCAGUCAGCCAGAGCCAGUGAACUCAUGCCAGCACUGCACGCGGACUACUGCGGGGACCGUUCACUUUACAGGAUUUUAACUGACUAAAGAAAGAGUGAAAACAACAUUAAGUCAUGAGAACGAAGGUGCUUAUGAUAUUAUGUUUAUAGUGCACAUCUUUACCGGUGUGUGUUCGUGAGUCGUCUGUCGCUUCCCCUUUUCCGUCCAGCAGUUUGACUCCGACAUUCAGCAGGAGUCAAUAGGAUUUUUUGUCACACAGUAAACUAUUUCACUGGACACUGAAAGGAGGGAAUAUCAGUCAUUCAUUGUUCAUGUGAGUGAGUCCUACUCAUCCUAAGGCUGAUGUCCUUCAAGAGCAGCGUCUGAAACAUGGAUGACCCUUUAAAGGUUGACUGAUUCCAGCUGACACCUUCAUAACUAUGCUGCGAGUCUUGCAAGGCCUGAUGGCCACAGUAGCCACCAACAACCCACCCAAAUCCUCAAUCUAAUUCAGGGAAUGAUCAAACCAUCCUUUCUACGACACACAUCAAGAGACCUCUUACAUACAGGACACCAGAUAUCCCAAAUCCAAUGGCAUGGGCCAAGUUCUUCAGGAGACCAGGAGGCAAUCUUGGCAGGUCUUACCAGCCAGGAUCUAUGCUAUCCUUGGCCCCCACCAAGGGACUACUAAAUGAGCCGGGACAGAACAGCUGCUUCCUCAACAGUGCAGUGCAGGUUCUUUGGCAUCUCGACAUCUUCAGACGAAGUCUGCGUCAGAUUCCAAACCACUAUUGCUUGGGCGACUCCUGCAUCUUUUGUGCUUUGAAGGGAAUAUUCUGUCAGUUCCAGCACAGCCGAGAGCGAGCGUUACCCUCAGAUAACCUACGUAAUGCCCUCGCCGAAACCUUUAAGGAUGAGCAGCGCUUUCAGCUAGGAUUCAUGGAUGAUGCUGCUGAGUGCUUCGAGAACAUUCUAGAGAGGAUUCACCUGCACAUCGCUCCCGAUGCAGAGAUCGACGCCUGCACAUCGAAGUCCUGUAUCACUCACCAGAAGUUUGCCAUGACACUUUAUGAACAGUGUGUGUGUAGGAGCUGUGGGGCGUCGUCCGACCCGCUACCCUUCACUGAGCUGGUGCACUAUGUGUCCACCACAGCCCUCUGCCAGCAAGUCUUGGAGAGGAGAGAUGAGAGGUUUGGGGAGUUGCUUCAAGCCGCCAGCACAGUUGGAGAUCUGCGUAACUGUCCGAGUAACUGUGGGCAGAAAAUCAAGAUCCGGCGCGUGCUGAUGAACUCUCCAGAAAUCGUGACCAUCGGAUUUGUGUGGGACUCAGAACAGUCAGACCUCACUGAAGACGUCAUCCGAUCUCUCGGACCACACCUCAACCUCUCAGGGCUCUUUUAUCGCGUCACAGACGAGCGUGCAAAGAAGAGCGAGCUGCUAUUGGUGGGGAUGAUCUGUUACUCCAGCAGACAUUACUGUGCCUUUGCCUACCACACCAAAUCAUCCAAAUGGGUUUUCUUUGAUGACGCCAAUGUCAAAGAGGUGGGAUCUAGAUGGAAGGAUGUGGUCACUAAAUGCAUCAAAGGUCACUUCCAGCCCUUGCUCUUGUUUUACUCUAACCCUGAUGGCAGCGCUGUGGUAACAGACGAGGCCCAGCGGUCCAACAGCAGUAGCACCCAAAAUAAGAGCUCAGUCAAUGGAGAAGCACCAGGUACUCCUAUACUGGGUGGAAGGAAGUUGGAGUUGACACGAGAGAACUUGACUGCUUUCUUCUCAAAUCAAGGGACUCCGAAGCAGAAGUCUCAGCCUCCGUCUGUGUUCAGUCGUGGCAGUAACCAGACCAGCGCCGGCAGAGGGCCAGGAAAGAUGAACUUUGAUCCGAUUCAGAGUCGAUUCAGGGAGCUGCCAAAAGAAGGCCGUCCCAUCAACCUUAUCAAGAAGGACUCGGAUCGGUCGCAGACGAGACCAGAAACACUGAGGCACCGCGACUCCCCAGACAAGCCUCAUUCCCGCUCGCUGUCACCUCCGGAGAACGGCUUCAAGCUCCUGGAGUCGCGGCUCUACAGCAGCCAGGGCAGGGGUCCGAUGAAAGCCGAUCACUGGCCUGUUACUAACACACGCUACAACCAUGAGCCCCGCUCUCAGUCCCAGCCUCGCGUCCCGCUUCAUCCCCCCGUAGAGAGUCGCUCUCGGAGGCUGGAUGUGGCCAACGGCUACGACACGGACAGCAGCCAGGACUCCCGGACGCACGGAAACCCUCGCAGCCGGCCCAAUCGAGCGUGGAGGCCGACGCGAGAGGCGCUUAACGUGGACAGCAUCCUAAAGAGCGAUAAUAAUCAAAACUCUCCCAGACAGACCUUUAGUCAGGACGCCGAAGAGUCGGCGCGGGGCCGAAGAGAAGAACGCAAACCCAAGAGCUUAAUGACCAUUUACGAGGACGAGCAGCGGCAGGACAUGGGCAGCAGGAGCUCGCUGGAUUCAGAGGACAGGGUUAAACCAAGCGUCUCUAACCUCACCAUUCAGACGGAAAACUGGAAGAUCCAGCGCACUGAAUCUGGAUACGAGAGCAGUGAUCGUCUCAGCAACAGCUCGGCAAACCUGGACUCUCCUGUGGUGGAGAACAUGAGCAACAAAGACAUGCAGUCCACACCAGAGACAGACCUCUCCAGGGAGCCUAACUACCACAGGAGGUGUAAGGAUUCAAAGGCCGAGAUCCCGCCUUCGUCCAUUAUCUACAGUGAACAGCAAAAGAAAGCAAACGAUCGUUCCUUGAGUCCUGUUAUUCCAAGAAGACAAGCUUUUCAACACAACCCUGCUAAGGAGAGGACGGAGAAGACUGAGGCGUUAAACGGGAACCCCGUCUCUCCUCAUUUCACCAAGACCAGCAGUUCAGAGUGGAACAGCUCGGACGAUCUGGAGGAUUCGUCAUCACCUCAGGUUCCCUUCAGGACUCUGUCUCACACCGCAGCUCCUCCAGUGCCUCCCAAACCACACGCUCUGAGCUCAGACACCCGGCGUCCAAACGGCUCGGCUCUGUCCCAGACCGUCCUGCAGAAGUGGCUGGAGAACUCAGACACGAGCUCCAAGUCUGGCUCCUCGGAUCCGGAGAGGAACGAUCUGUCCACGAGUGAAGGUGAGGACUUCCCCAAACCUGCGGCCGGCUCUCCUGUCCUCCCCAGCACAUACUUCUCCGUGGACGGCUGCAUGACGGACACGUACCGUGCCAAGUACCAUAAAAAGAGACCCGCUCUGCACGUGACGGCAGACUCUGGAGCCGGAGAUCACACCUCGUCUGGUGAAAGUGAUUACGGGGAAAGACCGUCACCGGCUCCUUCAGAAACACACAGCAGAGCUCCAGCGCUGACAGUUCAUUCCUCCAGUAAUAAAGCCACUGCUAGAUGGAACGCAGUUUCAGAGAAAGCACUGGAUGAACACGGCUUCGUCUGACAGCGGACCUCGUCCCAAACACCCGACGCUCGGAGGCUUUCACUAACGCUGUGUUGUGUUGUGUGUGGCUCUAGCAGACAUUACAUUCGCACAUGUUCAAGCCAAAAGAGAACAAUAUUACGUACUGUCACUUUAAAUGAAUAUGUUCCAAAACACUCUGUAGGAUUAAGGAUGUUUGAUGUACGACUAACAAAACUAACAAAUCUGAAAGAGUAAGAUUGACUUGUUAGUUGGGUUUCUGUUCACUGCUUGGAGAUUUUCUUCAUGUUUUGAUGGUUUCUGGAGGGAGGAUCUGCUAAAAGAUCUGAUUGUAUUUUCAGAAGGUGAAGCUGCUUAAUGUGCUCGAAAAGCUUAAUGUUUGGUGGCCGCCUUUGUUGUUUUAGGCGUAUAAUAUACAUCUCGUUUUAUUAUUUAGUCCCUGAUUUAUAAUUAAAAAGGGCCACUUUACAUGUUUUAAAACCUUUGAUCAUGUUGAGCUCGGUUUUUCAACCAAUGUGCACAGAAAUGAUGGAGAGACACUGGAGAUUGUUUGGUCAUUUGUCUGUUAAUUAAAAGAGGAAUUUGACUUCUUUUGGGCACAUCUAAAUAUGCUUGUUUUCUUUUCAUAUUCAGAACAAUGUUUUUAUUUGUAUGAUAAUGUUUUAUGUUGCUUGACAGAAUACCGAACAGUGCCUUAUUUUGUAUGUAAAGAUGGGAUAAAGGUGUUUUUAUUCGUCAAAUGUUAACUUUUUCAAUGCUUUUAUAACACUGUAGCUCAUUUUGGUUAAAAACAUUUAAUAAACUGAUUUUUUUAAGCAUAA